Molecule: messenger RNA, 409 nt
Organism: Meloidogyne enterolobii
Lineage: Eukaryota; Metazoa; Nematoda; Chromadorea; Rhabditida; Meloidogynidae
Source: the annotation of a GenBank genome assembly
UUUAAAAAAAAUGUCGGAAAGCAACAAAGUAGCUCCAGCUGAAAACAAAGUAGCUGAAAAUCAAGAAAAGAAAAAUGAGACCAUUAAAGAAGUUAAAAUUAAAUGUAAGGGCAAUUGUGUCUCAGAGUUGAAAAAUUCUUUGGAGGGAAUCAAGGAGGCUGUGAUGCUGCUCGUCGAAAAACAACAACAAGAAAAUUCAACAGAAGAGACAUCAUCAAACAACACAGAAGAAAUACCAAUUCAACAACAUUUUCGUGGAGGACAACAAUUUCGUGGAGCUCAACAAUUUCGCGGCGGCCGGGGAUUUCGUGGAGGACGUCGCAUCAGAUUCUUCGAACCUUAUGGUUACGACAACAACAAUCAUGAUCGUUACCGCAGAGCUGGCUCUUUGGGACCCCGACGUUAUUAA